This is a messenger RNA of Abrus precatorius (Indian licorice), 1951 nucleotides long. RefSeq names its product zinc finger CCCH domain-containing protein 32-like. Gene Ontology annotation, molecular function: metal ion binding; mRNA binding. The transcript has 7 exons. Bases 290 to 1387 code for a protein of 365 amino acids. NCBI's taxonomy places the organism in Eukaryota, Viridiplantae, Streptophyta, Magnoliopsida, Fabales, Fabaceae. The record is from RefSeq and is a predicted model, not a curated record.
AGCGCUAUUUGGCGGGUACGCGCCCAACCAAAUCCCGCACAAGGGAAAACCGAAAUUAAUACACAAAAUCGAACUGAAAACCCCAACUCACCAAAACAGAGACCGUACAGUCAUAGAGAGAGCGACACACACACACGAACGCACUCUCUGUACAGUGAAAGUGGGAACUCUGUCUCUCGGAUUCUAGGAGGUGGAAGCGAGGCGAACUAUCGAUCUUCCAGAACAUUCUAGACCACUCUAGUACGAACGGGAACCUUCAGUUCAAGCAACCAAACACUAACCUGUUUUCAUGGACUUGUACGGUCGGAGCCCCGCCAGGAAUGGAACCAACCCGGUGAAUCAACCGGAAUGGCACUCGCCGACCACCGACACUGGACUCGAUGAAUCGAUGUGGCAUUUAACGCUGGGUGGCGGCGAAUCUUACCCGGAGCGACCCGGCGUGCCUAAUUGUGUUUAUUACAUGCGGACCGGGUUCUGUGGAUAUGGUGCCAGGUGUCGUUACAGUCACCCUCCUGAUCGUGCUGCGGUUGCUGCUGCAGUAAGAGCUACAGGGGAGUACCCAGAACGGGUAGGGGAACCUCCGUGUCAGUAUUAUUUAAAGACUGGAACUUGUAAAUUUGGGGCAUCCUGUAAAUUUCACCAUCCGAAAAGUGAAGGUGGAUAUUUAAGCCAAGCGCCACUAAAUAUUUAUGGAUACCCGUUACGCCCUGGUGAGAAAGAAUGCUCCUACUAUUUGAAAACGGGGCAGUGCAAAUUUGGUAUAACUUGUAAAUUCCAUCAUCCUCAACCUGCUGGCACAUCAUUGCCAGCAUCUGCACCUCAAUUUUAUCAACAGGUGCAGUCUCCUACAGUUCCUCUGGCUGAACAGUAUGGAGGAGCUUCUACAAACAUGAGAGUGGGUAGGCCUCCUAUAUUGCCUGGUUCAUAUGUACAAGGGGCUUAUGGUCCUGUACUUCUUUCCCCGGGGGUUGUUCCAUUUCCUGGAUGGAGUCAUUAUUCGGCACCUGUAAGUCCUGUGUUAUCUCCUGGUGCUCAACCUGCUGUUGGGGCCGCUUCUGUAUAUGGAGUGACCCAGUUAUCAUCAUCAACAUCUGCUUUUGCUAGACCAUAUACUCUGCUGCCCUCUUCUACUGGCCCUUCAGGAAGCAACUUGAAAGAACAAUUAUUUCCUGAAAGACCUGGUGAACCUGAAUGCCAAUAUUAUUUGAGAACAGGGGACUGUAAAUUUGGAUUAGCUUGUCGAUAUCAUCAUCCUUGCGAUCAUAUUGUGUCACAGCCACUUCUCAGCCCCGUUGGUCUUCCUUUACGUCCGAAAACAGGGGGUACAACCUUGUGCAUUUUAUUUGCAAAAUGGGCAUUGCAAGUUUGGCUCCACGUGCAAAUUUGACCAUCCUUUGGGAUCUAUGAGAUACAGUCCAUCGGCAUCGUCUCUCAUUGAUGUGCCAGUUACUCCGUACCCAGUUGGGUCUUUGCUGUCUAGUCUUGCCCCUUUAACAACAUCUUCGGAGCAUCGGCCUGAACUGAUGUCAGGAUUCAAAAAGGAAUCCUUUUCAACCAGAAUACCUUCUUCUGGAAAUAGUUCUGGUACUUCUGUCGGUUUGAUUUUCUCACAAGGUGGGUCUAUCCCGCCAUCUGAUGUGCAACUCUCAAGUCAGAGUUCUGCCCCUCUAAGCAGUAGUAGAAGCAGCAGACAAAGCGGUGAUAUACGUUGACCUGGGCAGUGCAAGACUUGAUAAUAACUUCUCAUUAGAUUGGGUGUGAUUUCACAAAACCUCCAUUGCUUUUGUCUAUAGUCUCAGUAUUUAAUGGCAACUGUUCAAAGUUUCAUUAUUGCUGUCAAGAAUUCCUCAUCCAAUUCUCUUAAGAGCCAAUACGUGAUCAUUCUCUUUUAUGUCAUCUCAUCUGAUAAUAUUAUUAUCUCAAAUAAGUUUGAAUAGAAAACUUUUUAUUG